CAAAAUGGAGGUCGAAACGGCAACAUGCGUAGUCACCGUUGUUCUGCUGGUUGCAUACAUCAUUCACAGCAAGAGAAACAACUCCAAAUACAAAGACAUCCCAGCUGUGACGCCCAGGGUCCCCUUUAUUGGGAACGCCCUGACCCUUGACCUCUCCCGCUGCCACAAAGCGCUGACCGACUGGGCGGAGAAGUUCGGCCCCGUGUACCGCAUCAAGAUCUACGGGGAGGAGAUUCUGGUGCUCAACAGCUGCCAGAGCGUACACGACGCCCUCGUCGUUCAGGGCAGCGCCUUCGCCGGGCGCCCGCCCAUGUACCGCACGGCCAAGGAAGACCGCGACAAGCACUCGAUAGUCUGGCAGACGUACACGGACAAGCUGGUGUUCCUGAGGAAGGAGGUGACCAAGUCGCUGAAGAUGUACGGCGACGGUAUGGACAACCUGGAGUUUAGAUGUGCACCAGAGAUCAAAACCCUGCUGACCAAACUGUCCAGUUAUAAGGGUCAGCCGUGUGACCCAUGGGAACACAUCUACGAAGCUAUUUCUAAUGUUAUGUUGGGUUUGACCCUGGACACCACGUUUGACCACGCCAGCCACAGUUUCCAGAUGAUCAAAGACAUCAACGGCCUGUUUAACGACACUUUUGGGACGGGCAAGGCCCGGGGGAUGGACUUCCUGCCCUUCCUCAGCAAGCUCAACCUCCACGCCUAUUCGGACCGUCUGCAGACGGCACUCAGUCUUAGGGACCAGUUCUGGAAGAAGGAGCUCGCGCUACUCAAGGACCGCGGUGACGCUGACUGCAUAGUUCAAAGGUUACUGGCCUUGAUCCCUGACCCCAAGUACAAGGGUUACGACGUCUGUGAAGCCACGGCUAAGGAAGUUUUCACAAACCUGAUCCUUGCCGGUACAGACACCACUGUCACUACACUAACCUGCCUGCUGUUGGUGUUCCUCCAUCACCCGGAAGUCCAGGAGAAGAUGUGGACGGAGGUCAAGCAUCAGAUCGGCGAGAACAGACUUGCCACAUUGGCAGACAGAAAAAACAUGCCAUACUCGCAAGCCAUCCUACUAGAGUUGCUGAGGUACAUCUCACACGUACCGCUGGCAGUGCCGCACUACACUACAUGCGAAACGUCGGUUUUGGGGAUUUCCGUUCCGAAAGAUAUGACCGUGUACAUCAACCUGUGGGCCGUCCAUCACGACCCCCAGGAGUGGGAGGAGCCGUGGAGGUUCAGACCUGAGAGGUUUCUGGACAAGGAGGGUCAGUUGCUGCCCAUCACAGACCCCAUGAGGAGGAAGCUGAUGGUCUUUGGGGGAGGACGCCGCGUGUGUCUGGGGGAGGCGCUGGCCAAAAACAGGCUCUUCCUGUUCGCCUCCGCCCUGGUCCAGAACUUCAAGUUCCUGCCGUCUGCUGACAACCUAGCACAGCUUCCUGACCUUGACCCCAGAACUUACGAAUUAGGUGUUGUCCUGCAUCCCAAGCGCUACGAGCUGCGGGCAUUUCCGCGUAACUAAGUAACGCUAGAAAAUGGUUAAACCAAGACCAUCAUUGGGUAUCAUUUGUCAUCAACGAAAAUUCAAUUUUCUUAUAUAUAUAUA
This is a messenger RNA of Physella acuta, 1597 nucleotides long. RefSeq names its product cytochrome P450 1A1-like. Gene Ontology annotation, molecular function: steroid 17-alpha-monooxygenase activity; heme binding; iron ion binding. The record is from RefSeq and is a predicted model, not a curated record. Gene Ontology annotation, biological process: hormone biosynthetic process; progesterone metabolic process. NCBI's taxonomy places the organism in Eukaryota, Metazoa, Mollusca, Gastropoda, Physidae.